This is a messenger RNA of Vespa crabro (European hornet), 5571 nucleotides long. Its product is annotated as WD repeat-containing protein 44. Gene Ontology annotation, molecular function: protein binding. NCBI's taxonomy places the organism in Eukaryota, Metazoa, Arthropoda, Insecta, Hymenoptera, Vespidae. The transcript is spliced from 6 exons. Bases 422 to 3463 code for a protein of 1013 amino acids. The record is from RefSeq and is a predicted model, not a curated record.
UUCAAUCAGCUACCGUUGACUUCUUAGCCCACCUCCCCCCACCCUCUGCCCAUCGUACAAACGACGACGCGACGUGCGUAUAACGUAUCCAAUGUAUUUGCUAUGUAUUCGAAUACCAAUAUCUAUGUACUACGCGUGUGCGUGGUAAUACGUUCCUCGCUCGUUGCUUUAUCCUCGCAUUCGUUUUUCCCCAUAGACACUUCCUAAUCAUUGACAUCGGCUCGUCCUCGUUCUUUUCUUCUUUUUUCCUUGAAGAGAACGAACCGAAUGAUGUCUCCUUAUUUCUCAUUAUUCCCUAUUAAAUUUUACUUUACUUCAACGUUGACGAUAAUUCUCUUCGCGAUCGCGUGACGCGCGUUACGACUUCUUUACCACCGAUGCUGACAAGAGUGUCAUCGGCGAUCGUUCAGCAAGGACGACGAUGUCUGGAAGCAGCGAUUCCGAGGAAUUUUUCGACGCGGAGGACGAUUCCUUCCAUCGUAUCUCGCGGAAAGUCAGACAGCGUGAUUCUACAAGCGCUACAGAGAUACAAAUACAAAAUAUACCAGAUUCUACUAAAGAAAUAGUGGAUGAUGUUUUCGUCAAACCGGCUGAUCCUAAAUCAAUUUCUGAUAUUAAGGAUAAUAUAACAUUGGAAAGAGUACAGAGCAAGGAUAGACUUGUAGAAGAUGAUGGUAAAGUGACAAAUACGGAUAAGAUCGUAGGUAGAAGGAGAUUUCGUGAAUUGAGACAACGUAUGCAAACAGAAGAUGAUGAUAUUCCUGUAAACAGUUCUCCUCCGGAUAGUCAAACUUCUUCCAUCGAAGGAAUUUAUCCGAUGCCUUCUAAAACUACCCACCCAUUCCGAAUUAUAGAACAUGAUACUCUCAGUUUGCAAAGUAUGACUUCUUUAGGCCGAGUAGGUCGAAUUUUAGCGGGUGUAACGGAUAAUGUUUCUGGGAUGCUUGCACCAGGUGUAGCUCAGUGUUCUGGCUCAACUGUUCUUACUCGCGAAAACCAGAUGUCCUCCAUUGCUAGUAUUCCAAGCAAAGACGAGGAUACUGCAUCUGGUAAGCUGUCUCAGUCAUCAAGCGUCCUUACCUUAUCAGGGGAUAUCCUUCAGGAAUCCUCUGUUAAUGGUAGAUGCGAUUAUGUCUCACAUCCGCAAAGUGACAAGACUAUGAUGCUUCAAGAACCUGAUGUCAUCGCGAGUACAAAAAAUAAUGGAAAGGCCCUGGAGGAUGGUACAAAAGUAGACGUGCCCGUAGCACCUCCUAGACGUAAGAAGAAAUCAAAAGUGCAAACGCCUACUGAUCUUGCUCCACCUACUACGGAAGUUUUAGUACCAGCUUCUCCUUUACCAAGUCCAGCAAGUACCAUUGAAUCUAUUACGAGAGAAUUCGAACAUUCUCUUGAUAUUAGAUCAGCGACCAAAGGACAAUACGUUGUGAAACCACAAGAUGAAGAUAAGUCAAAAGCCGAAGGACCAUCGACCGAAGAAUUGGAAAGAAUAGAACGAAUGAAAGCUGAAUUACUUAGCGUACGAUCAAGCGAUAAGUCUAGUAGUCCCAUGGGAUCAAUAUCUAGCAACAGUAUCGGUCGAUAUUCUUUAGGUCCUCAUAAACUUCCUGGCUUGAGUCCUCAAGGUUCUAGAGAAAGACGAAAAUCUGCUGGGGAUCAGGAUAUGGUUAAACAAUUAAAUAUGUUCGUAAGAACACGUACUGAUUCGGGAAAACGUCUUACGGAUAUGGAAAUAUUGGAACAAGUUACCGUGCUCAAUUUGGAUACGGGAGAAAGAGUGCCAUUAAGCAUAGCCGAAGAUAAAUUACCGCAAUGCAUUAAUCCUUUAUCUUUACACAUUAUGAGAUUAACGUCGGAGUACAUAAGUAAUUCCAGUUUGGAAAAAGAGAAAGAAAGUGACGAGGAAAGUGUUGAUAGUAAAAUGUCGAGUAUACCACCCGAUGAGGAUGUAACGGUUGGUAGAGUACGUAAGCGUACGCAAAAAUUGAAACGAUUCUUAGGAUCGACUGUUAAGAAAACAAUGGACAAAGCAAAGUCAAUCGCUCAAGAAGUUUCACACGCUAGACACAAAGAGGACGUGAUGGAAAUUCUCGAUGAUGUUUAUCCCGGUGAGCAACAAUACAUUAAAUUAAAAGCAUCGAACAGUCACAAAGGCCCAUACGAAUUUAGUUGUUUACAACACGUUCAAGAUCUUAGCGGAGAACACGUUGGUCCCGUUUGGUGUAUGAAAUUUUCAGCAUGCGGUAGAUUAUUAGCAACCGCUGGACAGGAUCGUGUUUUAAGAAUAUGGGUAUUACGAGAUGCUUUUACGUAUUUUCAAGAUAUGAGAACAAAGUAUAACGCGGAAAAGGUCAGUCCAACGCCUUCACAAGAAUCAUUAGUAUCUCAACAAUCAAUGGAGGAUCCUAACGUCGUAGCGAGUGCCUUCAGUGAGAUAGAAGGAACAAAGAGUCCAUUUAUGCCAAAGCCAUUCUGUACGUAUACAGGACAUACGUCAGAUUUACUUGACGUAUCAUGGUCAAAGAACUAUUUCGUUUUAUCAUCGUCAAUGGAUAAAACCGUACGAUUAUGGCAUAUAUCAAGAAAGGAAUGUUUAUGUUGCUUUCAACAUAUUGACUUUGUAACCGCUAUAGUGUUUCAUCCACGAGAUGAUCGAUAUUUCCUUUCCGGCUCGCUGGACGGUAAACUACGCCUUUGGAAUAUACCAGAUAAAAAGGUAGCUGUUUGGAAUGAGGUAGACGGCCAAACGAAAUUAAUAACAGCUGCGAACUUUUGUCAAAAUGGCAAGUUUGCUGUAGUUGGUUCUUACGAUGGUCGAUGUAUAUUUUAUAAUACCGAUCAAUUAAAAUAUCAUACGCAAAUAGACGUACGUUCGACAAGAGGCAAGAAUUCGACCGGUCGUAAAAUAAGUGGCAUCGAACCGAUGCCAGGAGAGGAUAAGAUCUUGGUUACCUCAAACGAUAGCCGUAUACGUCUCUACGAUUUAAGAGAUUUAAAUCUAUCCUGCAAGUACAAGGGAUACGUUAACGUUAGCAGUCAAAUCAAAGCGAGCUUCAGUCCGGAUGGUCAAUAUAUAGUUAGCGGUUCAGAAAAUCAAUGCAUUUACAUAUGGAAGACGCAUCAUGAUUAUUCGAAAUUUUCUAGCGUUCGUAGAGACCGUAAUGACUUUUGGGAAGGUAUUAAAGCACAUAAUGCCGUUGUAACGUGUGCCGUAUUCGCACCAAAUCCAGAUAGUAUCAUUAAACAGAUAGAGGAGAGAGAGCAGUGGGAGGGGAAGGAUGAUCCAAAGAGUAUAGGAAAUUCUAACGUGAACAAUGCACCAGUUGAUCCUGUUGUAGAACAACGUACCAAAGGAUGCGGUGGACACGUUCUCGUAAGCGCCGAUUUCAAUGGGUUCAUCAAGGUUUUUUUAAACAAAACUAAACCGAAACAUAGCUCAUUACCUGCUUCUGCUCUCGCGUAACGUAACGUCGUUGACGAUUCACACAUACAUACACAUUUUUGGGGAAAUAGUCAAAAUAGAAAUAAUAAAAUAUCAAAGCAUUCUUUGUCUUUAUUAAAUAUCACGAAUCUCAAUGCGCUCAUUAUGAGAGAAGAUAAACUGUAUUAAAUAAUUAAACAAGCUGUUUAUUGGAAGUUUAUUCAAAAAAAAAAAAGAAAAAAAAAAAAGGAAAAAAAAAAGAAGAAAAAAGAAAAAAAAAAUUCUAUAUGUUAUAUGCCGCGAGUAUUGUCUAAUCGUUAAUAGAGAAACUAUUUGUCGCGCGACAUACGUAUAUUUUUCAAAGCUCUUACGUGAUAACGCCUAUUUAAAAAGGGGAGAAAAAGAAAAAAAAAAAAACAAACAAAAUAAAAAUUAAAAAAAAAAAAAAAUAAAUAAAAAAUACUUAUUUUAAACUUAGCCACGAGAUGAGUAACACAGUGUGAUGAUAAUUCUUAAUAUAUACGUAUACACAUAUAUACAUAUAUAUUCACUCUUUUGUCGAAGAGAGAGAGAGAGAUAGAGAGAAAAAAAAAAGUAUUAUUGGUAACAUUAUGGCGAUGAUGACUAUGUAAAUUCUCUUUAAUCAACAUUUUUUGCAACACUCCCAAGCACCAUCCAAUCAUUCAUACACACACACACACACACACACAUAUACACAUAUGAUACACAAAGUAAAGACACGGCACACAUUCGACAAUUUCCUAAAUAAUAUCUUCUCUUUCGGUGCUGGUUCACUGUAGUCGCGUAGUCAGUCAUUCGUUAUUUUCUAAGUAAAACACCAAAGUUACGUUACAAAAGAUAUACGACCGUUCUUUUAACAGAAGUAUGGGUCUUUUUAAUUUUUUUUUCUUUUUUUUUUUUUUUUCGUUCUUUUUUUUUCUUUCUUUUUUUUUUUUUUCUUUUUUAAUCGAAACGUGAAGAGAUACGCAAGGAGCAUUUUCAUACAAAAACAAAAAAACGCAAAAAAAGAAAAAAAGAGAAAAAACAAAAACAAAAAAGAAAAAGUAAGCGUAACUAUUUUACGCCUGUAUUGCAAUGCAAUAAUCGACUAAUUGUUAGAGGAAACGAUUCGAAUAAGUGAAGUUUUGCGAAUAGAUAAACUCAAUAAUUUACUGUUAAGCUAAGAAUUUUUUAAUCCGAAUGAUGAUUUCUAAAAUAUUUUUUUUAAUCUUUAAAAUAAAUAUAUGGCGCAAUAUACGAAAGACAAUAUCGAAAUGUGUUUUAACGUCAUUAAAAUGCAUUAUUAAUUGUAAUUUUUCUUAAAAGUGUUCUUCGUAAAAAAAAAAAAGAAAAAAAAAAAGAAAAGAAAGAAAACUAAGUUUAGAAAUGAUACCUUAGGGUAAAUAUUGUUGCACUCGCAAUACGAAGAUUUUAGAUCAACGUUCGAGAUGGCUCAAACACAAUUUAUGGUCACAUUAUGUGUUAAGCACGUAAUUAACAUCGCAAACGGUGUGAAGGGAAAAAGAGAGGGAGAAAGAAAAACACAGAAAAAAAAAAAAGAAAAAAAGAAAACAAUAAAAAAAAGAAAAAAACGUAUGGUUAUUCCUGUGCAUUAACGUUUUUAGUAUAUAGAAAUUGUCACGUGCUCACGACACUCGCUAUAAUUAGUAUUGAUCAUGGUGUAAAAUAAUGUAUGUCAUUCUUAUCUGGUGUAGGCAUCAUUCUUGUGUACGAAAUAUUGUACAUUUCGUGACCUGUCAAUUAUAGAAAUGCAGAUAAUACAAUUUUUAAGAAGCGCAAAAUGAUAACAAUCUGCGAAACGACAGUGUGAUAUAUUGCAGAAGACUCUUAGAAAUUUGUACUUUCUUUCAUUUUCUACACGAAGAUAAAUUCAAAGAGAACAAAUAUUGGCUGUUAUAAUUGUUAUUAAUAAUAAGAUCGUGUGGGUGAAAUACACGACUUGGAUAUCUAUUAUUUACAGAAACGGCAACAAUUGGAACAGCUCGCGGAUUGGCUAUAACGUACAACAUAUUUUAAUUAUAUAUUGUAAUUUAAAUGUAAAUACGCAGGAAGAAGGAAUGUAGGUAUUUUGUGUAAAUGCAAUUGUAAAUAUUAGAUAAAAAUAAAGAUCAAAUUAUCGUAACAGAAAA